Molecule: messenger RNA, 894 nt
Organism: Opisthorchis viverrini
Lineage: Eukaryota; Metazoa; Platyhelminthes; Trematoda; Opisthorchiida; Opisthorchiidae
Exons: 5
Coding region: 1-894 (297 amino acids)
Biological process (GO): monoatomic ion homeostasis; monoatomic anion transport; transmembrane transport
Cellular component (GO): basolateral plasma membrane; plasma membrane
Molecular function (GO): solute:inorganic anion antiporter activity
Source: RefSeq, a predicted model, not a curated record
AUGGCAAGGGCGUACGUCGUUGCCGACCGCCGGGGGAACGUCUGUACAAUUAAAGAUGGUCGGGGAUCGAAAAGAGUAAAUAGGACGCAGCUUCGUAAGUGGCAUGAUACACCCGAACAGCAGCCGAAUAGACUCGCUGCCAAAGCCGACCUGACUGAGCUUUCGCUGACCCCAUUGACUAACCUUGAUUGGCGUGCAGUUCUGGGAGCUCUUGGACUUGCUUUGCCGUUAUCAAUGCUGUUUUAUAUGGAACAAAACAUUGCCAGCGCUAUUGUAAAUUCGCCUGCAAACAGGCUACGAAAAUCCCCAGCUCCUCAUUGGGAUCUGAUGGUGGUCGCACUGAUCAACAUGGUCUUGUCAAUAUUUUGUCUACCUUGGGUUCAUGCAGCGCUUCCACACUCUCCACUUCAUAUUAGAGCCCUGGCUGACAUUGAAGAGCGCAUAGACAUGGGUCAGCACAUUCGACAGACAUCUACUUUGUCACAAUCUAUUUACCUUUCUUGCAGCAUCGUCCGUGUUCGAGAAACGCGACUGACCACAAUAAUCUCGCACAUAUUCAUCGGACUCUCUCUACUAAUGAUUCCGAUCCCACUCUGCUACAUCCCGCCAGCUGUGCUGAUGGGGCUAUUCGUCUAUAUGGCUGUCACAGCAGUCUACAGUAAUCAGCUGUUCGAAAGACUUUUACUAUUUAUCACGGAACAGUCAGCCUACCCACCGUCCCACUACAUUCGUCGUGUGCCUCAAAGAAAACUACACUUGUUCACCAUAAUUCAGUUGAUCCAGCUACUGGUACUUUGUGCUUUCGGUUUCGCGCCCAAUCCCUACGUGGAAAUGGUGUUUCCUGUCCUGCUGGUCGGGCAAAUCGUUUUCCGGUAUGUCACACCUCACACGUAG